Messenger RNA from Caenorhabditis elegans, 447 nucleotides. RefSeq names its product DUF19 domain-containing protein (gene T10D4.1). The transcript has 3 exons. Lineage: Eukaryota; Metazoa; Nematoda; Chromadorea; Rhabditida; Rhabditidae. The record is from RefSeq and is marked reviewed. The coding region runs from base 1 to 447 and encodes 148 amino acids.
AUGAAGCAAUAUCUCAUUUUCCUACUUCUCAUUUGCUAUGUUGCCUGCGAAGACGAAUAUGGAUGCGAAGACGAUUGUGAGUGUCCAAGCUUUCUUGAUCUAAUAACAAAUGAAGAACACAUAUUUUACACGGAAAAUGCUGGAUGCAAUCGGAAUGCGACGUGCGUGCCAGGUACUCAUACUACAAUUGCCUUUCGUUGGAGAGAAUCCGAAAUUCCUAAGCCAGAUGAUGACGUUACGGGCCUUGGAACUGUUCAAGCUGUUCUUGGUACUGCCGGCCCAUUUGACAUCUUUACACAAUGCGGCGUGAUCUGUGAAAAUAAUGAAUGGUACAUCACAAAAUAUCCAAGAGGAGCUGUCUAUAGAGGAUCGGACUUUUCAAACAGCCUGGUCGAAGAGGACACUGUUAAUGGGCUGAAAUCCAAGGUCUUUUUUGUAUUGUGGUAA